This is a messenger RNA of Zingiber officinale, 3605 nucleotides long. Its product is annotated as serine/threonine-protein kinase EDR1-like. Gene Ontology annotation, molecular function: ATP binding; protein kinase activity. Lineage: Eukaryota; Viridiplantae; Streptophyta; Magnoliopsida; Zingiberales; Zingiberaceae. Gene Ontology annotation, biological process: protein phosphorylation. The transcript has 13 exons. The record is from RefSeq and is a predicted model, not a curated record. Bases 138 to 3140 code for a protein of 1000 amino acids.
GUUAGCUUGUAUAUUGGUUGGUGGAUAGGAGCCACGGAGAGGGCUCGCUUCUCGACGCGGCGUCGUCGUCGUCGUCGUCGUCCCGAAGGCAGCGAAGAAGGCGAAGGUUAGUUGGGAGAAGAAGCCAUCGGAACACGAUGAAGAACAUAUUUAAGAAGCGUAGCCAUCACCGGCCCAACGAGGUCCCCUCCGCCUCCUCCACGGUGGCGGCUCAAUCGCCCGCGGCCGCUGUCUCCCCUUUGUGCGCAUCCGACCUCCGGGACGCAGCUUCAGCGACGUCUCCGACCACUCCCCAAUCCUCGGUUGAGCCACCGCGCACUACUUCCUCUGGGGACGACUGGCAGGACUACUUCUCGUCGGAAGAGGAGUUCCAGGUGCAACUGGCACUUGCGAUCAGCGCGUCGAAUUCGGAAUUAAAGGGCGAUCUUGAUGGAGAUCAGAUCCGCGCGGCCAAGCUUUUGAGCCUGGGGAGGGAACGGAUCCAGCAGGAUCAGGAGAGCUCAGCGGAAUUGUUGUCGCGGCGCUAUUGGGAUUACAAUGUACUUGAUUAUGAUGAGAAAAUUGUGGAUGGGUUCUAUGACGUUUAUGGGCUCUCAGGAAAUUCUGCAAGUCAGAAAAGGAUGCCAUCACUAACAGAUCUCCAAACAAGCAUCGGAGAUUUAGGUUUUGAAGUCAUUGUAGUCAACCGUGCAAUUGACCCUGCAUUGGUAGAGUUGGAGCAAAUCGCUCAGUGCAUUUUGUUAGGAUGCCCUACUGCUGACAUUGCAGUGUUGGUGCAAAGAAUAUCUGAACUGGUCAUGAGCCAUAUGGGUGGUCGUGUUAGAGAUGCCAACGACAUGCUAGCAAAAUGGAUGGAAAGAAGUACUGAAUUGCGCAGCACACAGCAGACAAGUUUGUUACCCAUUGGCUGCAUAAAAGUAGGAUUAUCUCGGCACCGAGCUCUCUUGUUUAAGGUUCUUGCGGACAAUAUUGGCAUUCCUUGCAGACUAGUUAAAGGGAGUCAUUACACUGGUGUGGAUGACGAUGCCAUUAACAUAAUAAAUUUGGAUGAAAGGGAAUUCUUGGUUGAUCUUAUGGCUGCCCCAGGCACCCUAAUUCCAGCUGAUGUACUCAGUUUAAAAAAUACUUCUUCAAAUCCAAGCAUAAAUAUAAGUAUGAACUCAUGGUCAAGCAUACCAGAGGAUGAUUUUUUCAAGGAUAAACUGUUGAAUAGCGAGUUUAAAGGCCAUAAUGCAGUUCCAUCCCUGGGUGAUAUUCAAACUGUAGAUAAAAGAACAAGAUAUGAAAAUUCAACUUGGAUACCAUCAGUCCAAAGUGAUCAUAAUGGUGAAUCCUCUACAAGUAAUGGAAGUACAUCACAUGGAAGCGUGAGUUUGUUGUCUAUACAAGAUGAACAUGAUCAAACUACAUCUACCAGUAUCACUUCCUCAAAGCAGAAGGGAAUAGUUGUUGCUGCUUCUAUAGAUGGAAAUAGUUGGGAGAAAAGAAAGGCCAAUGCAGUUUUGAAUCCACAAGAUGCUUUAGAUGUGACAAACCUUUUUGCUGAUUUGAACCCUUUUGGGGGAACUUUAGGUGCAAAAGCUGCUCCACAUCCCAAAGCUACUGAUAGUUCAAAUAGUGGAUACCAGAGACGCAAGGAAAAUAUUGCCGUAGGACCUGGACGAUCACAAGUUCCGUUGGUUUGGAAAGGGCGUUCUGCUUGUAAUGAGAUUUCUAGCACAAAACAGAAAAUUUUGGAGUCAUCAAAUCCUCAAAAGAAUUUUGUACCUCAAACUUCAUCUUCUAAAAUGCCUAGUUCUGCUGCAAAAAGUAGUAGCACUUCAACCAAUGUUGCUGGGUUUUCUGUCAUCGUUAAUUCUCUUGAAAGCCAAAGUAGUAGUACUUCUAUAGGUAUGGGAUAUGGUUCCCCAGAAUAUGCCAGGCCAACUAAAGAUUCAGAAAAAAUGGCGCACCAUUACUUGUACCAUCAAACAGAAAAAACAUUUGAAAACCUCCUACCAUCUGCAGGAAAGAAUUUGGAUGAUAAUGUCAACAAAAUGGUUAGUCUAAAUAGCCAUUUAAGUGAAUUGCAGGAACAGAAAACAAAUGUUGCUGAGAAACAAGUUCAUCAAAAACCUUCUCAUGAUAGAUGCACAGAAACAAAUAUGAACACGGUUGAUGAAGAAUCUCCUAGUUUUCCAGCUGUAUCUCCUAGCAUUUAUGAGGAAUCUUCAAAUUAUUCACAAGUCCAGCUGAGCAAGCUUGACCCUGUGCUAGAUGAUGUGGCUAACUGGGAAAUUCCCUGGGAGGAACUGGUAGUUGGUGAGAGGAUUGGUUUAGGUUCAUAUGGAGAAGUGUAUCGUGCUGAUUGGAAUGGGGCGGAAGUAGCUGUGAAGAAAUUCCUAGACCAGGAUUUUUAUGGGGAUGCUUUGGAUGAAUUCCGUAGUGAGAUUCGGAUAAUGCGGAGGUUGCGUCAUCCAAAUGUUGUUCUUUUUAUGGGUGCAGUAACUCGUCCUCCUAAUCUAUCUAUUGUUUCAGAGUUUCUUCCAAGAGGAAGCUUGUACCGGAUUCUUCAUCGCCCAAAUUGUCAAAUCGAUGAGAAGCGUCGGAUAAAGAUGGCUCUUGAUGUGGCUAUGGGAAUGAAUUGCUUGCACACAAGUGUACCUACCAUUGUCCACCGUGAUCUUAAAUCACCUAAUCUAUUGGUAAAUGAGAAUUGGACUGUUAAGGUUUGUGAUUUUGGCCUGUCACGCUUGAAGCAUAGUACGUUUCUGUCAUCAAAAUCUACAGCUGGAACCCCUGAGUGGAUGGCUCCAGAGGUGUUGCGCAAUGAAAAUUCCAACGAAAAAAGUGAUGUCUAUAGCUUUGGAGUGAUCCUCUGGGAACUUGCAACUCUGAGGAUGCCAUGGAGUGGAAUGAACCCAAUGCAAGUGGUUGGUGCUGUUGGAUUCCAGAAUCAACGACUUGAAAUCCCAAAAGAAGUCGAUCCCUUGGUUGCUAGGAUCAUAUGGGAAUGCUGGCAAAUGGACCCGAGCUUGCGUCCCUCGUUUGCACAACUGACAACUGUUCUGAAGUCCUUGCAAAGGCUCAUCGUUCCUUCGCACCAGGAGUUGCAAAACCCUCCAAUGCCACAAAAAAUACCAGUGAACUCAAUACCAUAAGCACUUCAAGCGAUGAGUAACAAAUAUACUUGACGGGUUGGAUUUAGCCAUAAUUGGUCGACUCUUAUACCCGUCUUGCACCCAUACAAAUGGUUUAUUUUUAGUUUUAUUUUACCUUUUUGCAGUGAUUGUACAGUGCUUGAUUAUGUUUAUAGCAUUUAUUAUAAAAAAAAAAAAAAUUGUGGUUGUAUCUUUUUUUUUUUCCCUUAUGUGUUGCCAGCUGGAAACUGGCCAUAUCCUGGGAAAACACCUUUGGGAACAUUAACUUGGUCCAAUGUGAGAGAGAUCAUCAGUAUCUUUAGUGAUUGAUGAUCAUAAUUGUAAAAGUUGCUACUAACUUGUAUAUUUGUCUAAUUGUUUAUGAGUCUGUUCAUGCAUGCUAUUUGUGAAAUGUCAUUGAUUUUCCUUGUAAUUCGAGGAGAAUAUGCUAAUUAUUUAAACAAGCAAACUGAUAUUUCUGUUUAA